This is a messenger RNA of Vicugna pacos (alpaca), 1144 nucleotides long. It is a transcript of the gene MPV17L2, whose product is annotated as MPV17 mitochondrial inner membrane protein like 2. The record is from RefSeq and is a predicted model, not a curated record. NCBI's taxonomy places the organism in Eukaryota, Metazoa, Chordata, Mammalia, Artiodactyla, Camelidae. Gene Ontology annotation, cellular component: mitochondrion; cytoplasm; membrane. Gene Ontology annotation, biological process: mitochondrial ribosome assembly.
GCGAUUGGUCGGCAUGGGCGGGGCGGCCCGGUGCGCCGGUUCCUGGGUCCCAUCCGCGAUGGCGUCCAGAGGCUGGCGCUGGGUGCGCGGCCUAUGGGCCGCGGGGCAGCCCCUGUUCCAAGGCCGUGCGCUGCUCGUGACGAAUACGCUGGGCUGCGGCGCUCUCAUGGCAGCCGGAGAUGGCGUGCGCCAGUCCUGGGAGAUCCGCGCCCGGACGGGCCAGAAGUUCGACCCGCGGCGCUCAGUGAGCAUGUUUGCAGUGGGCUGCAGCAUGGGCCCCUUCCUGCACUACUGGUACCUCUGGCUGGACCACCUGCUCCCUGCAUCCGGCUUCCGUGGCCUCCCAAACGUCCUCAGGAAGGUUCUCAUCGACCAACUGGUGGCCUCUCCCACGCUGGGUGUCUGGUACUUCUUGGGCAUUGGCUGCCUGGAGGGCCAAACCCUAGGUGAGAGCUGCCAGGAGCUGCGAGAUAAGUUCUGGGAAUUCUACAAGGCUGACUGGUGCGUGUGGCCUGCUGCGCAGCUGGUGAAUUUCCUCUUCGUGCCCCCCCAGUUCCGAGUCACCUACAUCAACGGCCUGACACUGGGCUGGGACACGUACCUCUCCUAUCUGAAAUACCGGAUCCCAGGCUCCCAGACACAUCCAGGCUGCAUGGCCCUGGGUACCACGCAGACUGAGCUGCCUCAUGCUCCAGCAGGAUGCCGGACAGGGCAAGACUGAUCCUCAACUGACCAGCUGCCUUGGGCUGGAAGGGGAACAUGUUCCUGGGCCAAGUUCUAGCUCCACCCUGAUACCUGGGCAUCUGGUUGGGCUGCCCCCUCCAAGCCCACUGCCAGGCUUCACUUUGGGGAAACGAACAAACAAUGAAGAUGGACAAUCAUCCCUCAGCCCUUCUAGGGGAGCCUUAGUGACUGGCAACAGAUGUUCCAUCCUCAGCCCUGGACCCCAGCCAGCCAGCCAAUCCCAAGCCCUUAACACUACUGUGGGCUGGGCUCUGGGACCAAGGUGGAGACAUCGCCCAUCCCCUAGGUGCACAGCCAGUAGUUGGCCCCCAAAAUCUGGAGCCUCAGAUAGGGCUGGGCAACCUCCUGUCCCAUCCUCUGGUCAUGGGCUGUGGAGAUUCCAUUAAAUUCUCUCUGAAAU